Messenger RNA from Diversispora eburnea, 1632 nucleotides. Lineage: Eukaryota; Fungi; Glomeromycota; Glomeromycetes; Diversisporales; Diversisporaceae. The record is from the annotation of a GenBank genome assembly.
AUGUCAAGCAACGGUUCUUCUAGCAAUGAGUCUACAACACCAAUAAACAUACCUACAACUCUUCGCAAUAGGCACCGGGAACCUGAAGAACCAGCAACUGGUGGUGUUUCGUCCCUAGCACAGUCUUUUGCUACAAACCUUCAAUCAUGGACUCAAAAUUCAGGUCAAAUAAUGAGCACUUAUAUGUCAGAUAAUAUUGCAGUACCAUCUUCAGUUGCGGAUUCUUUUGAUGGAGCAUUUUCACCAAUGUCUAAUCGAUAUUCACCAGCACAAGCUCGAUUACCUGAUUCAUAUCGUUCAGGAAAUCGUUCUCAAUAUGGAUCUUACAUGCCAGCUUCAAGUUACGCUCCUAGUCUCGCUACAAUUAGUGGAAGUCCAAUAAUUUCUCAUUAUGGAUCAUCAUACUUUAGUAAUCGACAAUCACCGAAAGUUCCUUACGAUAAACAGAUAAAAGAUAUUCCAGAACGUACACCACUUAUAAGAACGACGUCAAAGAGUUCUAUGACAUCGGUGCCCUUAUCUACAAUGCAAAAUAUUCAAAUAUACGAGGGAUCUACUUUUCAACAAUCGAUAUUUAAUUCUUGUAAUAUUUUGAUCGGAUGGGUUAUUGGAUUAGGAUUAUUUAUAUUUUGUUUUGGAGUUACAAAUUAUACUGCAAAAAUACUUGUAAAAUGUUUAGAAUAUGAUGAAGGUCUUUAUACAUAUGCAGAUAUGGGUGCCAUUGCAUUCGGAGAAGGAAUUAGAUUGUUAAUAUCUAUACUGUUUUCACUCGAAUUACUUGCUUCAACUACUGCGUUAGUCAUUCUUUGUGGUGAUUCUUUACAGGCAAUAUUUCCGGACGUAUCAAUAAUUGUACUUAAAUUAAUAGCUUGGUCAGUCAUGGCACCUUUAACAUUGAUGGCCAUUCGUUAUUUAUCUUAUUUCUCUUUAUUGGGUAUAUUUUCCGCUUUCGCAUUGGUUUCAGUAUUGGUAAUUGAUGGAAUAACGAAAGCAGAAAGACCAGGAAGUUUAAUUGAUCCAAUGCCAACAGAAUUAUUUCCAUCUAAUUGGGGUUCACUUCCUAUGGCUUUUGGAUUAAUUAUGGCCGGAUUCACAGGUCAUGCAGUAUUUCCUUCAGUAUAUCGUGAUAUGCAAGAACCUCAUAAAUAUAACAAAAUGGUAGACAUCACUUAUUUCGUGACAGCAAGUGUAUAUAUUGUUAUGGCAGUUUGUGGUUAUGCUAUGUUUGGUUUAACAACCAUGCAAGAAGUAACUAUAAAUCCUAUCGCCAAAUAUGCUCUCAUGAUUAAUCCCAUUAAUUUAACGUUAGAGAUUGCUUAUUUUUCAAUUCCAAAUAUUGAAAAUUGGUUUAACAAAGGACGUGGUCGACGUUCUGCAGUAAAAGUUAUUUCACGUAUGUCAGUAUCAUUGGUUGUAGUAUUAAUUGCCAUCCAAUUUCCAGGAUUUGAUCGGGUGAUGGGAAUUUUAGGUUCAUUCUUUUCAUAUACCAUUUCUGUUGUCUUUCCUUGUAUGUGUUAUUUAAAAUUAUUUGGACGUGAGUUAAGUUGGAAAGAAUAUAUCUUAAACGUGGUUAUUAUUGGUAUAAGUAUUUGUUUAUCCGCCUUGGGAACCAUUUGGUCAUUUUUACCAUAG